Molecule: messenger RNA, 3107 nt
Organism: Linum trigynum
Lineage: Eukaryota; Viridiplantae; Streptophyta; Magnoliopsida; Malpighiales; Linaceae
Source: the annotation of a GenBank genome assembly
UGUGAACCGCCAUUAGAGACUGAAUUAAAGAAUCUCCGAUGCUACAAGCGGCGGGACUGAGGUCUCGAACCUCGCUGUGGUCCGCCCGUCGUUUUGUUUCACUUCUUCCGUCCCGUACCGAUGGUGGGUUCGCACAAGAAACCCGGAAACUGGAAGCGCCUCAAGUUUUCGCCUCGAAAGUCAGGUGGAUUCUUUCGGCCAGCGGUCUGCCUCCACCCGAAUGGAUAGAGCCCUUCCAUGAUCUUUCUGAUGUAGCAUGUAGAUCUUCUCAUCAGCUUAAACCAUCUCCGUGGGUCAACCAGAUACUCGGGCUUUUGGACAGUUCUUCGGGUAUGGAGUCCAAUCUUGACUCUUUCUGUACCAAGUUCUUGAUCAAGCUGUCUCCAAAUUUCGUGUGUUUUGUUUUGAAGUCUGUGGAGUUAGAGAAAAAGCCUGAAAUUGCUGUGAGGUUCUUCGCUUGGGCUGUUAAGCAAACUAGGUAUGCUCACAGCCUUGAAUGCUACGUUUCUCUUAUUGGUGUUUUGGCUGGAAAUGGCGAUUUGGAUGGAGUGAAACGUGUGUUUCUGGAGUUGAGGCAAAAGGGUUUCUUGAUGACUGUUUCACCCGCAAAUUCUUUGAUUAAGAGCUUUGGGAGUUUAGGAAUGGUGGAGGAGUUAUUGUGGGUGUGGCGUGGGAUGAAGGAAAAUGGCAUUGAACCGAGUCUAUUUACUUACAAUUUUCUGGUGAGUGGUUUAGUUAAAGCAUCGUAUAUAGAGUCUGCGGAGCAUGUUUUUGAGGCCAUGAGUAAUGGAAAGAUUCAACCAGAUGUUGUUACUUAUAAUACAUUGAUUAAAGGGUAUUGCCAAGUGGGCAAAACCCGGAAGGCCUUUGAAAGAUUGAGAGACAUGGAAUCGACAAACUUGCCAGCAGACAAGAUCACUUACAUGACACUGAUUCAAGCAUGUUAUGGGGAGAGUGAUGUUGAUACGUGUUUGUCUUUGUAUCAUGAAAUGUGCGAAAGGGGGCUGGAGAUCCCGCCUCAUGCAUAUAGCUUAGUGAUCGGAGGGCUUUGUAAAGAAGGGAGAUGUAUCGAAGGGUAUACUGUUUUCGAGAAUAUGAUUCAAAAGGGAUGCAAGCCUAACAUUGCAAUAUACACGGCUUUGAUCGACUCCAAUGCAAAAAUUGGUAACACAGGAGAGGCAAUGCUACUCUUUGAGAGGAUGAAAAGGGAAGGGCUUGAACCAGAUGAGGUUACUUAUGGUGUCAUUAUCAAUUGCCUGUGUAAGAGUGGGAGGUUGGAAGAGGCGAUUAGUUAUUUGGACUUCUGUAAAGAAAAUGGAGUGGCAGUAAAUGCUAUAUUUUACUGCAGUUUGAUUGAUGGUCUCGGCAAGGCUGGGAGAGUCGAUGAAGCAAAGGGACUAUUCAAUGAGAUGAGGGAAGAAGGUUGUCUGCCUGAUUCAUAUUGUUAUAAUGCUCUGAUUGAUGCACUUGCCAAAUGUGGUAAGAUUGAUGAAGCAUUAGGUCUCUUUAAGAGAAUGGAAGCUGAAGGUUGUGAUCAAACUGUUUAUACAUAUACCAUUCUUAUAAGUGGAUUAUUCAGAGAACACAGAAAUGAAGAGGCAUUGAAGCUAUGGGAUAUGAUGACUGAUAAAGGCAUUACACCAACACCGGCUGCAUUUAGAGCCCUAUCGAUUGGGCUCUGUCUGUGUGGGAAGAUAGCCAGAGCUUGUAAGAUUUUGGAUGAACUAGCACCGAUGGGUGUUAUUCCCGAGACAGCAUAUGAAGAUAUGCUUAAUGUGUUAUGUAAAGCAGGAAGGUUGAAGGAGGCAUGUAAGUUGGCUGAUGGGAUUAUAGACAGGGGCCGGGAAGUUCCUGGAAAAGUUCGCACUGCUCUACUGAACUCAUUAAGGAAAGCUGGGAAUGUAGAUCUAGCCUUGAAAUUGAUGCAUAGCAAGAUUGGUAUUGGAUAUGAUAGAAUGGGUAGUGUUAAAAGGAGAGUGAAGUUCCGAAUUCUCCUUGAUAUCUAGUUUAUCCGUAUCUACCUUCAAAUUUCUUCUGCUUUCAUAUAAUGAUCGAGAGAUCACAGGCAACACAGAAAUGUUUGCCUGAUGCUCUAUUCAUCAUGGAAAUGGAAUUUUUUUUGUUGACACUGCAUUGGCUCCGGAUGAGCCAUAAUCUGCCGUUUCAGAACUUGGGAUGCCUGCCCGUUCUGAGUGUUUCAACUAGGGCUAGAUGCAAGGAGAAACAGGCCAUCACGUCAUCUUGGGAUUUAGUUUGGUGGGCAAAAAGAGAAGGAAAGGACGACCUCUGAUCAUUUGAUGACAUUACAGCAUUUGGCUUCCAUACCCAACUGGAUCUUUGCCAAUGGAAACAGUAGAAGUUCUUGCAUCUUCACAUAGCAAGGACGCAAGGAUGUAAAUCAGGAUGCAAUGAUUUACGGGAGGUAAGUUUCAUCUCAACCUUUGAGUUUUGUAUGAUCCUCUCUCUUUUCUGGGCUCUUUAAUAUUUUAUCUAUUUACAGUUGAUCUGAUACAUGGAAACAUUCGUCAACCCAAAUCAUCUGCAGACUGUGAAAUGCAUGCAUGGUACUUAUGGUGUUGUUUGUUUAUGCAGAGGUACUAAAGUCAACAUUAUCAUAGCAGGUUUGGGAUGUGUUGAUCAAUGAAGAUCGGCAGAUUGUUUCAGCAUGGUCCUCUGCUUCCAAUUGGAAAGCUCAAAUAUCCAAUUUCCGAGAUGGAUGACUGUUGCAGUGGUCUGUUAGUUCUGGAUCGUAAAAUGAAUCAAGAAUCUUCUCUGCAAACCUACACACCACUCUGGCAAUAGAGCCGAAAUAGAUGAUGCGCAGGAGCAGAAGCCCGAGCCAGGUCUCCGCCAGAAGGUCACAGUUGGAUCGUAAAGAGACUUGCGGAAGACGAGCAGUAGCAGGGAGCCCUAUCUUGUUACCUUCUAAAUUUUGUCUGGCAAUGCCAGAAAGUUUCUGGAGAUCAAAGAUGUUGCCUCCUUUCUUCUGCUGUAUUAUACUUCGUGUUGGAGCAAUAUAAGGUGUCAAACUGUCAAUCUAGCAACUAGACUAGAUACCGGUUUUGUAUCGAUAUAUGACUCGGUGUCUAUAAAGUUAGGUAAAUGCU